This is a messenger RNA of Drosophila montana, 5854 nucleotides long. It is a transcript of the gene ec, whose product is annotated as echinus. NCBI's taxonomy places the organism in Eukaryota, Metazoa, Arthropoda, Insecta, Diptera, Drosophilidae. The transcript has 5 exons. The record is from RefSeq and is a predicted model, not a curated record. Gene Ontology annotation, molecular function: cysteine-type deubiquitinase activity. Bases 411 to 5786 code for a protein of 1791 amino acids. Gene Ontology annotation, biological process: protein deubiquitination.
UUUUGUAGCGCGUGGACGUCGCAGCGCGCAAAUCAAACGAGUCACAACUCGAACCGCACACAAAACUCGACUAUCGAAACGGGAAUUCAAAACUCCGACGCGUAAACGGAACAAAAAAUCAAAUCAAAAACGCGCCAAACGCAAAUCAAAAUUUGUUUCGUGUUUUAUUGCCCUGCAUUUGCUGUACAUUUUUUUUGUUGGUGUUGUUGUGCUGUGGCCGAAAAAAAAGUUGCCCGCGAAGCUGCGAAGCAGAAGAGCAACAGGCAUAGUUAUUAUUGCUCUUAGCACUUGGGAUAUAUCGCAUUGGAUCGCAUUGGACUAAGUCGAAAUGUCAGCAGCCGCGCCAGGCAAGAGCAGGAGCAAGAGCAAGCAUUAAUUAGAUCGAUAGCAGCCGAGGGAUCCAAUCAAGCAUGAUCAAGUUCCGCUACAAGCGAAAGGAGCCCAGCAACGUGGUUGCCAGCAGCUCGCCAUCGACGACGAGCACAGUCCCGACCCCAAAGACGGCUGCGGCGUCUCCGCUGCAGCAGCUGAUUAGCAACAAUGGCACCUUGCCCCGGAGCAGUCCCAGGAAGCUGCUGCUGGAGGCCGGCGAGGGCCACAAGUCGGCCACCCUGACGCGCCAGAGCAAGCCGACCAAGCAGCAGAACGUCUGCGCCUUGGCCAAGGUGUCCAGCAGCGUGGAGCUGGCGGUGCUCGGAUACAGCGGCAACGGCAACGGCAUCGGCAACGGCUCGAGUUCCGCCGAGCGGGAUCGCUGCAUCAAUGCGGUCAUUGAAUUGUUCCAGCAGCUGCAGACCAGCUCGGAGCCAGCUUUAUGCCCGGAGCCACUGCGUCGCGCCUUGGCCAGCGGUCCGCUCGCCGGUCGUCGCUUCCCGCUGGGCUGCCUGGGCGAUGCCGCCGAGUGCUUCGAGCUGCUGCUCCAUCGCGUCCACUCGCACAUCUCCCCUGACGACGGUGACUCCUGCGAGUCGCCGGCCUGCAUUGCCCAUCGCCGCUUCGCGAUGCGCGUCAUCGAGCAAAGCGUCUGCAAAUGCGGCGCCAACUCCGAGCAGCUGCCCUUCACGCAGAUGGUGCACUAUGUCUCAGCCUCGGCGCUGACCUCACAGAAGAGCCUCGCGCUGCAGAACCACCAGCAGCUGAGCUUCGGCCAGCUGCUGCGCGCCGCGGGCAACAUGGGCGACAUACGGGACUGUCCGAACACUUGUGGGGCGAAGAUUGGCAUUUGCCGGGCGCUGCUCAAUCGGCCGGAUGUCGUCUCGAUUGGCAUUGUGUGGGACUCGGAGCGACCCGCCGCCGACCAGGUGCACGCGGUACUGAAGGCGGUUGGAACCAGCCUGCGGCUGGCCGAUGUCUUCCAUCAGGUCAGCGAGCAGCGCUGGGCCCAGCAGGCGCAGCACGAGCUGGUCGGCAUCGUCUCCUACUACGGCAAGCACUACACCACCUUCUUCUUCCACACCAAGCUGAAGGUGUGGGUCUACUUCGACGACGCCAACGUCAAGGAGGUCGGCCCCAGCUGGGAGGGCGUCGUCGACAAGUGCAGUCGCGGCCGCUACCAGCCCCUGCUGCUGCUCUACGCCGUGCCCCAGCCGCCCAGCUCAGCCGCAGCUGGCGCCGUUGCCGCCGUUGCCGCCAACAAUUGCGGCAUGGAGCGACGCGCCGUCACGCCCAGCCCGGAGAAGCCCAGCCUGGGCAGCACCAGGCGCGCCAUUACGCCAACGCCAACGCCGACGCCGAUGCCGAUGCCGACGCCGGGGUUCACGGCCACAGCGCUGCGUGCGCCUCUGAAUGACUACCAGAAUCUGAGCGUCAUCCAGAAGAAUAUAUUUCCGGCAGCUGCGGCUGCAGCUGCUCCGGCGGCCGUUGGCAGCGACGAGACGGAUGCGUACAUCAGCCGGAAGACCGUGGAGCAUGUGCUCAGCGCCCAGUACCAGAACCUGAGCGUCAUCCAGGACAAGAUCGUGGCCGGCGACAAGGAGGGCGGCUUUCUCAACCGCAAGCCCAUCGAGGCGAUGCUCAGCGCCCAGCUGGCGCGCCGCCAGCAUCUCCAGCUGCAGCGCAGCCACAGCGCCGAGUCGAGCUCGGGCCAUGCGAGCGGCGCCUCCAAUGGCAGCUCCCCGCCCAGCGACGGGCUGACCAUACCCGAGCACCUCAAUCAGCCGAGGCGCCGCGAUUCCGGCAACUGGUCCGGGGAUCGCAACAGCGCCAGCUCCGCCAGCUCCACCACCCUGGACAAUCCAUAUCUCUACAUGGUCGCCAAGCGGGGCGUCGCCGCUGUGCCGCAGAGCCCCACGCGGCACGCCCACGCCCACGUCCACGGCUACGGCCAUGGACAUGCAAUCGGACACGGACAUGCACUGGGCCAUGCACAUGGACUGCCCUACGAUGCGGGCUACGACUCGUUCUCACUCAGCUCGACGGACUCGUAUCCGCCCAAGCAUGCGCUCAAUCCCCAGCUGGCCAAGAUACCAGAAGCGGGCGCGGGUGCGGGUGCGGGCGCGGCCGCGGGCGUGACGCCCAAUGGAGCUGGCCAGGCACACGGCCACGGCCAUGGCCAUGGCCAUGGACACGGACACGGACUGGCGCUGACCGGAGACUGCGAGAAGCUGUGCCAUGAGGCCGACCAGCUGCUGGAGAAAUCGCGUCUGGUCGAGGAGUCGCACGAUCUGGAGACGGCGCUCGUCCUAUGCAAUGCGGCCGCGGGCAGGGCCCGGGCCGCCAUGGACGCGCCGUACAGCAAUCCGCACACGAUGACGUUCGCACGGAUGAAGCACAAUACGUGCGUGAUGCGGGCACGGAGCCUGCACCGGCGCAUCCUCGUCGAGAAGGGGGCCGAGAGCGAGGCGAUGCCCGAGCUGAAGCACAUGCGCGAGGGCAGCAACAGCUCCGUGAAGCACAUGCGCCAGAACAGCAAGGAUCGCACGCUCGACAAGCUCGACAAGCUCGAGCCGAGCGCCUCGGCGGCCAAGAGCAUCGAGAUCUAUGCGACGCUGCCCAAACGCAAGAGUCCUCUUAAGGCGCUCGCCAGCGGCGGAGACGACAAUGCCAUCGAGUAUGAGCAGCAGGUGACCACCAGCCACCAGACAAAGCCGGAGCGCGAGAGCCGCUCCCUAUUCGGGCGUCGCGACAAGGACAAAGAUAAGGACAAGGAGAAGGAUAAGGAGAAGGAGAAGGAUAAGGAGAAGGAGAAGCGCAGCCGCAGCGAGGAUCGCAACAAGCUGACGCGCGAGUUCUCGCUGACGGAGACGCUGCUGGUGAAUGCCAAGGACACGCUGAAGAAGCACAAGGAGGACAAGGACGAGAAAAAGGAGAAGGACAAGAGCGGCAAGAAGCAGCACAAGAUCCGACGCAAACUCCUCAUGGGCGGCCUCAUACGCCGCAAGAAUCGCUCCAUGCCCGAUCUCACCGAGGCCGUCGACGAUGCUGCCGGCGCCGCUGCCAAUGCCAGCGUCCACGGUGCCACGCCCACCAUUGCGCCAUUGACCAGCUCCGUGGACGACAGCGCCGUCGGCCUGAAUCUGCACGGGCAUGCCAAGCACGGCCACGCCUACAACGCCGCAAUGACCAUGAGCGGCUACAUCUCAGAGGGGCACUUCGACUACUCGCACGGCGGCCACAAUCCACAGCUGUCGUCGACGGUGCAGCAGUCCAGCGCCAAUCCCAAUCUGGAGCGCAGCAAGCUGAUGCGCAAGAGCUUCCACGGCAGCGGCCGACAGCUGACCAUGGUGCCCAAGGUGGCGCCGCCGCCGCCCAUGCGCACCAGCUCCUCCCUCACCCCUCAGCAGCAGCAGCAGCAGCAACAGUUCCAUCACGAGGCCAAUCUGUCGAAUAUAUCGGCCAUGAGCUCGAACACCUCGAUCAGCGAGGACUCGUGCCAGACCAUAAUCACGACCUGCGCCCAGGUGCACUCCGAGCAGAGUCCGCUCAAGGAUCUCCAGCUGCAGAUGACGCCCUACGACGAGCUCGACGGGCUAUCCCUGGCCAUGACCAUGCCCUUGGCCAUGGGCAUGGCGCCGCCGCCGCCGCCGCCGCCGCUGGAGUUGCCGCCGUAUCCCAGCCCGCCGCAGUCGGUGUGCCAUUCGCGGCAGGCCAGCGAGGAUUUCCCGCCACCGCCGCCGCCCGAGAUCGAUCUGGAGCCGCUCAACCAGCAGCUGAGCCACCUGCAUGCCCUCGAGGCGGCCAGCAAGCAGCAGCGCCAGCAGCUCGACUCGCUGGAGGGCACCACCAGCAUUUUGGCCCAGCUGCAGCAGCGACAGCAUCUGCUCAAGCUGCGCAAGGAGCAGGCCACGCCCAUGCCCGAUCUCAGAGGGAUGCAGCGCAAACAGGAUGCGCCCUCGCCCAGCAGCGUACGAGAUCUGGCCCAUCGCUUCGAGCAGAGCAGCAGUUCAUCCGGCCCCACCAUGCGCUCCUAUGCCUCCCAAGAGCUGCUCAGCCCCAGCUCCAGCUCCAGCUGCAGCUCCAGCUGCGGAACCUCCGCCCAAGCAACGGCCGCACAGUUGCGCACACAGAUGAACGGCCUGCCCAACGGCAAGCCGGACGCAGAUGAGGUUGACUGUGCGCCCGUCCGCCUGCAUCCCCCUCUGCACCCAACCCUGCACCAACAGCAGCACCAGCAGCAGCAGCUGCUGCCCAAGCCCAAGUACGAGAUGUCGCAGUCGCAGAUCGCCGAAGAGAUACGCGAAGUGGAGCUGCUCAACACAAUGGUACAGCAGACGCUCAACCAGACCAAUCUGGCGCCGCCGAAGCGCGUUAAGAAGAAGAGCGUCUCGUUCUGCGACCAGGUCAUCCUGGUGGCCACCGCCGGCAACGAGGAGGACGACGAUUUCAUACCCAAUCCCAUACUGGAGCGCGUACUGCGCACCGCCCAGCAUCCCAACGAGAAGGUAACCGCGCAGCUCAUCCAGCAGCAGCAGCAGAACAUGCUGCGCCUGCAAACGGAGCCGCAGCCACGACAACAGCAGCAGCAGCAGCAGCAGCAACAGUCGUCGCCCAUGCUGGGCAGGCCGGAUAUGCAGCGAUAUGUGCAGCGACAGCAGCAGCUGCUGCAGCAACAGCAGCAGCAGCAACAGGAGCUGUUUCGCCUCCAGCAGCAGCAGCAGCAACAGUUGCAGCAGCAGCGCACCAGCAUGAGCGGCAUUUCCAGCCAGCAGCAGCAGCAGCAGCAGCAGCAGCUGGAUGCACAGUACACGAGCAUGCCCCGGCCCCUGCAUGCCGCACAUCAGCUGCCCCAAAGCUAUUCCGUGCAACUGCAAAAGCAUCAGCAGCAGCAGCAGCAGCAGCAGCAGAUGACCCUCGCCUACUUCAGCAAUGGCAACGUGCUGGCCGGCCUGCAGUUGCCCGAGCAGCCGCUGCCCUCGCCCUAUCAGCGCGUGCCCCUGCCCCAUGGCUAUCAGCAGGCCGCCGCAGUCGCAGCCGCAGCCAGCUACUAUGCGCCCCCGCAGCAGCAGCAGCAGCAACAGCAGCAGCAACUGGUCAAUGGCAAGCCGGCGCAAAAGAAGGUCAGCUUUGAGCCGGGCACCAAGGGCGAAACGGAUGGUUGCCUGCCCCCGCUGCCCCCGCUGCCGCCGGCGCCGCCGUCGCAGUCGAAGCUGGGGCUGCAGAACGGGCUGCCGGAAUCGGCGGCCGGGAUGACGGCCAUUAUACCCACCCGCGUCUACAACAAUGCCAUUGUGAAGGCCUCCGCGAAGGCCGUCGAGUGCAAUCUGUGCCGCAAGCGGCACGUGAUCGCGCCCGCCGUCUACUGCACCAACUGCGAGUACUAUCUGCAGAUGCUCAACCAGCGCAGAUGAUCCAACAGAUCAAUCAAUCCUGACACGCCCCCGCGCCCUACACAGCAUGGAUAAAGGAAGCCGAAGCC